Molecule: messenger RNA, 663 nt
Organism: Peromyscus californicus insignis
Lineage: Eukaryota; Metazoa; Chordata; Mammalia; Rodentia; Cricetidae
Product: keratin-associated protein 10-11-like
Exons: 2
Coding region: 1-663 (220 amino acids)
Cellular component (GO): keratin filament
Source: RefSeq, a predicted model, not a curated record
AUGUCUGUCUGCUCUGACGCCUGCACCAACUCCUCCUGGCAGGUGGACGACUGCCCAGAGAGCUGCUGUGAGCCUACCUGCUGUGCCCCCACCUGCUGCCACUGCUGUGCCCCAGCCCCCUGCCUGACCCUCCUCUGCACCCCAGUGAGCUGUGGGUCCAGCCCCUGCUGCCAAUCUGUCUGCUGCUCACCCUCAUGCUGCCAACAGUCUAGCUGCCAGCCAGCUUGCUGUACCUGCUCCCCUUGCCAGCCGUCCUGCUGUGUGACUCUUUGCUGCAAGCCCGUCUGCUGUGGGGCUUCCUCCUCAUGCUGCCAGCCAUCCUGCUGUCAGUCUUCCUGCUGUGUGCCUGUCUGCUGCACACCCAUCUGUUCUGGAUCCUCCUCAUGCUGCCAGCAGUCUAGCUGCCAGCCCUCAUGCUGUCAAUCUUCCUGCUGUGUGCCUGUCUGCUGCAAGCCUGUCUGCUGCAAGCCCUGCUCCAGUGUGUCCCUGCUCUGCCGGCCUGUGUGCAGACCUGCCUGCUGUGUGCCCACCUCCUCCUGCUGUGCCUCCUCCUGCCAGCCCAGCUGCUGCAAGCCCUGCUCCAGCGUAUCCCUGCUCUGCCGCUCUGCCUGCUCCCGCCAGGCCUGCUGUGGCCUCUCCUCAGGCCAGAAGUCCAGCUGCUGA